Molecule: messenger RNA, 3722 nt
Organism: Schizosaccharomyces octosporus yFS286
Lineage: Eukaryota; Fungi; Ascomycota; Schizosaccharomycetes; Schizosaccharomycetales; Schizosaccharomycetaceae
Product: nrap
Exons: 3
Coding region: 81-3380 (1099 amino acids)
Biological process (GO): rRNA processing; tRNA export from nucleus
Cellular component (GO): CURI complex; UTP-C complex; small-subunit processome
Source: RefSeq, a predicted model, not a curated record
AUGCCCUGUGUCCUGCAUUUACAAAAUUGCCGGUAAUCGAAUUUGCAGACAACGACUCAGGAAAUUUCAUUAGGAGUGUCAUGAGUGCUUCAGAGAAAGUCUUGAGUGAGCCAUCUAAUAAUUUCACUGGGCAGAAUGAAUCCAUGAACGUGACCAACGAUAGUAACGAUAGCUUAAAACAUGGCACACAGAGCACUAAUGACUCUGCAAAUCGAAAACGCUUUAAAGCAGGAGUAGACCGGGAAGAUUUGGAAAAUCUGACUCUUUCAAAAACGAGUGCUUUUGACCUGCAGGCUGCUGAACUGGUAAGAGAAGUGUCAGUCAGCAACAAGUAUUUGAAAGUAGCUCUCUCUCUUGUUGAAAAGUUAAAGAAAGUUUUAAAGGGUGUCCCUGAUGAGGAGGAAUCCAAUUUUUGGCAAGCAUGCAAUAAGUUGGAGAAGUCUGGUACCGUUAAAGUACCGCUACACAAGCCUUAUCCUGCUGAAGAUACCAAUAUUAAAGUGAAGUCUUCAAGUCCAGUAUCUAUUUCACCGGGUAUUCUUUCUUGCAGCGGAAAGCAUUUUUCAACUCCGAAUGGUUGGGUGUACGACUUACUGGUUGAAAUGCCUCAGACUCUGUUUACGCCGAAAGAUUUUUUGAACAACCGUUAUUUUCACAAGCGACAAUACUUCCUAGCAUGUUUGGCUAAAGAGAUUGUCCAGAAAUUGGGCAGUGAUGUUGAGGUAAAGUAUGUCGCUCUACAUGGGGAUGUCCGCCGACCUAUAAUAAAAAUAAAACCAGUGAAUGAAGAUUCUUCUGCACGCAAAAGAUUUUCUAUUGACAUAAUACCUUGUGUUGCUCCGUUUUUCCCGACAUCUAAGUUGCUGGCCCAUAAAAAUUGUUUGAGAAAUCUUUCAGCUGAUGAGGAGUUGCUUCCUACUCCGUUCUAUAAUGCUUCAAUUUUGGAGGAUCAAUCUACGUUAUAUUAUCGUGACUUGGUUAAAAAGUACAGUAUUAAUUCUCAGUUUAUAGAGGCUUGCGGUUUGGGCAGUGUCUGGUUAAACAUGAGAGGCUUCUGUUCUGGCAUGCAUCAAUAUGGAUUUGGACAUCGGGAAUGGUGUAUAAUGCUUUCUCUUCUUAUGAGCGCUUCAGGGCUUCCUACUGGUAGUGUCUUAUCUGCAUACUUGAACGCUACACAGCUGUUCAAGGGCGUUUUGCAGGUCCUAUCUUCAGACAGUCUUUCAAACUCGUUACAUAAAGUGAAUCACGACAAAUCUCCUUUGGCAAUUGUUGACCAGUCUUCGCCUACGUUUAUCGAUUGUUCGACUGGUUUAAAUUUACUAUAUAAAAUGAACCAAACUUAUCUUGAUUGUUUAAAGACCUCAUCUUUGCAUUCAUUGAAGCUCUUAAAUGAAAAUGAGAUUGUAAACUUUCCAAAGGUUUUCCUUACGCGAGUGAAUGUUCCUAUCCUUGAAUUUGAUGUCUCUGGUACCAUCCCUGUGCAUUUAGAAACAACUUCUGAAAAUUAUACCGAUUUGACGGAUUUGGAUUCUAAAUUCUCAUAUUAUAUAUCACAAUUAUGGAAUAUACUGCGUAUAGGUUUGAACGAUCGAGUGAACAGACUUGUUUUAUCACAGUCUGAGGUUAUUUCGUCUGAUGUAAAGGACUUGUUAGAAAACAGUUAUCCAAGUAAAAUUUCGUUUGGACUCUUGUUAAAUUCAGAAGUGUCUUUGCGAUUGGUGGAUGUCGGUCCAUCUUUGGAAGACAGUGAAGCUACUACGAAAUUUCGUGAAUUUUGGGGAGAAAAAUCUGAAUUAAGAAAGUUUAAGGAUGGCAGAAUAGCGGAAAGUGUAUAUUGGGAAUCCUCAACGCCUAGUGAGCGUUCCCAGAUUCCCAUGCGGAUUAUAAGAUACGUCGUGGAUUGUCAUAUAUCAAACAAAUGCGGUGAAAUGGUGAAAUUUCAUAAUGAAGAGUUUCAAAUAUUUAGUCAUGCUAAAUUGUCGCCGAAUGUUGACACGUACAAUGAUUAUGUACCGGUAACGGAAGCUUAUAACGAAGCGGUUAAGACACUUCACAAUUUCUCUGAUAUCCCUCUUAGUAUAUCGGAAGUUCUUCCUGCAGAUGAAGCAUUAAGAUAUAGUUGCAGUCGCGUUCCUGGUUAUGACACGUUUGCGACUACCCCUAUAAACAUAGUUUUUCAGUUUGAAUCUUCUUCUCGUUGGCCAGAUGAAUUGGAGGGCAUCCAAAGAGCAAAAAUUGCAUUUUUGCUAAAGAUAGCUGAAUAUAUGGAGGGAUUGGAAAAUGUUGAAAAAGCGGCUGUAGGACUCGAGAAUACGGAUCAUCCGGCUUUAAAUUGCUGCUUUUUACAAGUUCUAUAUACAAAUGGAUUUACCUUUCGUUAUAGGAUACGAAAUGAUAGAGAAGCUGCCUUGUGGAAAACACUUGAAAGAAAUCCUGCAACGAGACAGAAAGGACAAGAGGGUCUUUACACAUAUGAUCAUAUAUUUAAAUUCAUACCUCAGCAUACCCUUGCUAUUCAGGCUAUUUGUCAAGAACAUCGAAGUUAUUCUAUGGCCGUCCGCCUUGCGAAGCAUUGGUUUUACAGUCAUAUGCUUACCAAUCAUGUAAGUGAUGAAGUGAUUGAACUCUUAAUAGCAAGCGUCUACGUAAAUUCCAAUGCUUGGCAGGCUACUGCUAGUGGAGAAACAGCCUUGUGUAGAAUGUUACAUUUCUUGGCCAAUUGGGAUUGGCGUUUUGAACCCCUUGUAAUCGAUUUCCGCCAAAGAUUACCAACAAACAUACAAUCACAAGCUGCUGAGAAGUUAGAAAUUUUGCGAAAACAGGAUGUGUCAAUGAAUCGGAAUCCGUUCUAUAUCGUCGUGGAUUACGAUUUAGAAAGCAAGCAUGUUGGAUGGAAAACACCGACUAAGAUGAUUGCUAAUCGAAUUACUGUUUUGGCUAGAGCAGCCGUAUCUGAACUGAUGAAACCAGUUACAAAUUUCAAGUCUUUGUUCAAUAGCUCAAUGGACGCAUAUCAUUUCGUGAUCGAAUUACAUGCAGCUAAUAUUCCUACAUACCGUGAAAAUGCAAAACUUAAGUAUAAGAACUUGAAGUCUUUAUCCACUGAAAGACCUGGUUUUUCUCCGGUCAGUGCUUUCAUUGAGGAAAUACAAAAUGCUUUCAAUGAUUCGAUCUAUUUGUUUUACAACAAAGAUGACCCAAAGACGAUUGGUGGUAUAUUCAAUCCUGCCAUUAUGAAUCCACGUCAUUUCAAAAUUAAUAUAAAUUAUCCUUUCAAGGUUGUUGAAAAGGACUCCGUUGUCGUGGACACAACUGCCGUGUGUCAACAGAUACAGCAGAUCGGUGGUGACUUGAUUAAGUCCCUUCGUUUGCAAAUUUAAUAGAGGAUUGACGACUAGAAUAGAUGAUUAGAACGAGCUGAUCUUUUCAUUAACUGGAACUGAACUUAGAUGUAAGUUUGAAGGAAAGGUCACGAGCAUGGAAAAAGCGAAACAUCGUUUUUUGUGGAUAUUUUGGAGUUAAAUACGGCGAAAAUUUUGGGGUUUGGUUUAGAUUAAGGUUAAUUUUAUUUUUAGUAUAGCCAUUUAUACAUGUAAAAUAAGGAAGAAAUUAGGAAUUCAAAAAAAUGCAUUGAUUACUUUAUGAGAAGUGGGUAAAGUGGGGACUAGUACGUAUAAGAAAUAAAAUAAGCAAAACUAAGCGAAAUCAUUUUACUUGACGAA